This is a messenger RNA of Schistocerca piceifrons (Central American locust), 3884 nucleotides long. RefSeq names its product tuftelin-interacting protein 11 (gene sip1). Gene Ontology annotation, molecular function: nucleic acid binding. Gene Ontology annotation, biological process: spliceosomal complex disassembly. The transcript has 14 exons. The coding region runs from base 179 to 2719 and encodes 846 amino acids. Lineage: Eukaryota; Metazoa; Arthropoda; Insecta; Orthoptera; Acrididae. Gene Ontology annotation, cellular component: U2-type post-mRNA release spliceosomal complex. The record is from RefSeq and is a predicted model, not a curated record.
GGUUUUGUGUGACUCCGGUAGACAAGAUUUUGUUAAAAAGUGAAAAAUAUAUAUGAUCGUAUAAGUUUUCAUGAGUGAAAAUAAUUAAAACAUGUUUUUAAUGUGUAUAAUAUGAUGCGUAUCAUACAGUGUAGCAUGCUUUAGAGGUAUGCUUUAGAGCUGUGGGUUAUUACAAACAAUGUCAGACGAUGAGGUAGAGAAAUUUGAGAUAACUGAUUAUGACUUGGAGCAUGAGUUCAAUAUUAAUAGACCUACCAGGAGGCUAACAAAGCAUCAGCAGAUAUAUGGUAUCUGGGCUGAUGAAAACGGUGAUGAAGGUGGAGGAGGAACAUCAACUAGAGCCAGCUUUAGGGGUGCAGUUGGUGGAAAAGGAUAUAGCUAUACAGCCCCUGUAAGUUUCGUCUCUGGUGGCAUACAGCAAGCAGGCAAGAAGAAGCCUGGUGAAAAUGAGAAAGAGAAGGAAGAAGAAGAAGAAGAAGAAGAAGAUAGUGAGGAUGGGGAGGAGACACGGGCUGGAUUUGGCACUCGGAGACGGAGAGGUGCUGAUAUAGCUACUACAUCAAGUGAGGAAGAUGAGGGAAGCGGAUUAGAGUUCCGGCACCACAACAAAGUCAACUCAUUUGUAGAUGGAGAUAUUGCUGGUUUAAGAAGGAAGAAAGCAUCAACUGUAUCUACUUCUCUGAUGCAAAAAGGUGUUGGCAGUUGGGAAAAACACACAAAAGGAAUUGGAGCGAAGCUAUUGUUGCAGAUGGGUUUCCAGCCAGGAAAGGGCUUGGGAAAGGACCUCCAGGGUAUCUCUGCACCUGUAGAAGCCCAUUUACGCCGUGGAAGAGGCGCUAUUGGUGCGUAUGGACCAGAGAAAGGGAAGAACCAACAGCAAUCUAUUGAGGUCGUUGAUUCGGAAGAGGAAGAAGAAAGAGAGUUUGGGGAGAAGCUCUCACAGUGGAGGCGGAAGGACGCUGGGAGCAAGAAGCGUAUCCGCUAUGUCUACAAAAGUGUGGACGAUGUAUUGGAGCAGGGUAAGACCCAGCCCUCGAUCAGGAAGGAUUACAGUCAAUUCAGCAAGGUGAAAGUGAUCGAUAUGACCGGACCACAGCAGAGGGUGCUAACAGGCUACCAUGCAAUUGCCGGCCAGCAGAGGCCAUCAGAAGAACUGGAGGUACGAAAAGACAAGGCAUUUACAAAUUUUGCUUUGCCUGAGCUCCAACACAACCUCAAUUUGCUGUUGGAUAUGUGUGAACAGGACAUAAUCCAGAAUGAUCGUCGAUUGCGUUACACAAAAGAUCAACUGGUUGUUAUGACUCAGGAGAAAGAUAGACUUAAAUCAAAAGUAAAAGAUCAGGAGCAGCAAAUAGAAAAACUACAAGCCCUUUUGACAAUGAUUGAUGAUGCUUUUAAGGAUGGGAACAGUUUGACCCUUGAUAAAGCAGCAGCAUGCUUCAGAGAGGUGCAGGAUCGAUAUUAUGAAGAAUAUCGUAUGUAUGAGUUGGAGAAGCUGGCAUGUGGCUUGGUUGCACCCUUGAUCCAUGAGAAGCUGAAAUCGUGGAAAGCUUUAGAAAAUCCAGCAGAACCAAUACGUCUUUUCCAAACCUGGAAGGAUAUAUUGGAAGUUGGACAUCCGCCUGGGACAGAAAAUGGCCCUUAUCAGCAGUUGGUUUGGGAAGCAUGGAUGCCAGUCAUUAGAACUGUUAUUAGCACAUGGAAUUGUCGAGACUGUGAACCUGUCAUCAAUCUCCUGGAACUCUGGCUGCCACUGUUGCCAACUUGGGUCUUGGAAAAUAUCAGAGAGCAGCUAGUUUUGCCUCGUAUUCAACGGGAAGUGGAAGAAUGGAAUCCUGUUACUGAUACUGUCCCUAUACAUGCAUGGAUACAUCCAUGGCUGCCAUUGCUUGGGCAUCGUAUGGAUUCUACUGUGUUCCCUGUCAUUCGUAGUAAGCUGAGCAAAGCAUUAGUAAAUUGGCAUCCUUCAGAUCAUUCUGCAAGGUUGAUGCUGCAGUCCUGGAAUGCUGUUUUUCCUCGUGGUGAUAUGGAAGCUUUCUUAGUGCAUAAUAUACUGCCAAAAUUGCAGUUAGCAUUACAAGAAAUGACUAUCAAUCCACAACAGCAGCAGUACGAUCAGUGGAAAUGGGUCAUGGACUGGCAAGAUCUAAUACCAACACACACGAUGGCCACCCUGCUGGAGCGAUUUUUCUUUCCCAAGUGGCUGCAGAUACUGACAUUGUGGUUGAGCCAUAAUCCAAAUUAUGAGGAAGUGACGAACUGGUACACUGACUGGAAAGGCAUGUUAUCUGAGAAUUUACUUAUACAGCCUGGAAUUCAGGAACAGUUUAGGAGAGCACUGGAGAUGAUGAACAGAGCAGUAUCAAUGCAGUCGCAACCAUCAUCCCAGCCAGGUGCUGUAGAAUCUGUCUCGUACCUCACCAACAUCGAACAGACCCCUGCUGCUCAGCGUGGGAAGGAACGGAUGGAGAUGCUGGCAGAAGCGGUUCGAACUGCAAGUCAGAUACCACAAGGAUUUAAGGACCUCAUUCAGAAGCGUUGUGAGGAACGUGGUAUUGUUUUUGUGCCACUUGCUAAUAGGUACCGUGAAGGCAAACAAAUUUAUCGCUGUGGAAAAGUUCAAGUGUACCUGGAUCGCAAUGUUGUUUUUGUCAGUUAUAAUGGUGGAAGCACAUGGGCUCCAACAUCACUUUUUAGUGUGUUGGAAAUGGCUGCUUAAAAUUUUUGCAAAUGUUCUUUGUUGUGCAAAGGGGCCGGUGUUCAGCAGCAUUUAAAAAGAAGUUAUAUGCUGUUUUAUAGUGUUGUGUCAAAUGAGAAGAGAAAUAAGUAUGUGCAUAACUGUGUGACAAUGGUGUGAUGAAAGCGGAGACACUGCCUGUGAUCAAAUUAAGACCUCACUUUUUGAUCGUGAAAAAAAUUCAGAUUAUGUACAUAUCGAAGCGAAUUGCUAAUUUUGUUUAUUUUUGUACUUGUAUUGUGAAGUUUAGGCUAAAUGUCUCAAAGUGAUAUACUGUGUAUUCCAAAAUUUUAAUGAAAUAUGUUGUAAUAUUAUUGAGAAUAUACUAUUCCCUUAAAAUUUUAAAAAGAUUACAUGUGACUUUAUAACGACCAUGUAACCUGAUAAAAGUAUUUUGGGCAGUAAAAUUUACAUGGCUGCAAUCAGUAUUCCCCACCUCUUGCUCACUGAUAUGCUGCAGCUUAUUGUUUGAAUAACUGCGGUCAGUAUCUUGCUAAUAAUGCAGGAGACCAAAAGUGCUACAAUAAAUGUGUUGUAAAUGCUUAUUGGAGGAUAAUUUAAGAAAAAAAGGGCAAAUGAGCCAAUGACAAAUAGGGAGUCAAAUUGAGCACUCUAUAUACAAUAACUUUAUUUAUUUGUGUAGUUAUUCAGAAAAAUGCUGAAUUGUUUUAACACACUAUUGAAAAUAAUGUUUUGUCAUCUAAAAAUUGCAUUGUACGAUGUCUUCAGCUGUACUGGCUGUAUCCUACCUUUCAUUAGACUUAAAAUUUGCUGAUAUUAACUAAUACUGACUUAUAAAUAUGCUCAUAAACAGAUGAGUUAUCUUGCAACAUGGAUAUUGGUAUUUAUUAAUAGUUAUUAAUCAAACCCAGACUGUGCACUGUGUGCAUUGAUAUUUAUACAUAAGAACAUAUUUGCAUGUAACAGAAUCCUUGGCAGUAUUUGAAUAUUAUAGCAUUUAUAUAAUUUUGGUAGUAUCUCAUGUUUUGUGAUUGAGUGUACAAAAUGUACUGACUAGAGCUUAGUGUCAGUCUCAUUUUACUAUCCAAGGGAAAUAGUGAAACAUAUUCCUUAAGACAGUAUUUCGGUUUUGACAACAAAGUUGUUUUGUAGGCAGGAAAUUAAUGAAUAAAAACUUUUUGCUUUA